UCCGGCCUCUGAUCAUCUUUUCGUCUGAGGAGAGAUGAAGUCCCGUCCUACGUCUAUUCUUCCGCAAGAGCAUUCCUUUCUCAUAUUUUGACUGCCAUCUGUGAGCUGUCUGUGCCUGGCUAGAGGAUGAGGCGCGAGAGGACGAAGCUAUCACCUACUUGAGGGUUUCAUCUUGUCAUGGGUUGCCUCGCCAAGGCUGGGUGGCUGAACUCGAACUGGAUUGAUUUGACACGAUUGCUCUCACCGUUGGCACACAUCCUUGUCUGUUCAACGUACGCCAGGAUUUCUACUCCGUGCCUUAGUCCACAUAAAACCCCACAUUCGGUUGCUCGACCUUGAAGCAUCUCAUUCACAAUGCUUAUCCCGACGCUCUUGAUUUCUUCCCUCGUAGCCUCGAUCGGACUCGUGGAGGCAUCAGACGCCGGAAAGCCUCUGUUGGGCCUUACACUCGUCGCCCGCACUUCCCUAACGACGACGACUCCUCACACAGUGACGAGCCAGACGAAGAGCACGCCGAGCGCCGCUCCGACUGGCAACGGCAGCUGCAAAAUCUGCGACUGCCUCGUUACACUCGUGGAAGCCGCGCUCGCUCCGGUCAUAUGCGUCGAGGCGGGCAGUCAGGCAUUCUGCAAUCCUAUCCUGGACGCCGAAUGCAUCGCUGCUGUACACGCUUAUUCCAAAGUCUAUUCGUCGUGCAAGGGCUGCUGAAGAGAAGGAACAUUGUCUACGUAGGGCGCAUGAUGUCACAGUAGCCAGACAAGAUCCACCAUUCGUGUUGAGACUAGAAGUGACUCCCCCCUGGGGAACUGGGCCUCUACGAGGAAUCCU
Messenger RNA from Mycena citricolor, 828 nucleotides. NCBI's taxonomy places the organism in Eukaryota, Fungi, Basidiomycota, Agaricomycetes, Agaricales, Mycenaceae. The record is from the annotation of a GenBank genome assembly.